Messenger RNA from Ictidomys tridecemlineatus (thirteen-lined ground squirrel), 803 nucleotides. The record is from RefSeq and is a predicted model, not a curated record. NCBI's taxonomy places the organism in Eukaryota, Metazoa, Chordata, Mammalia, Rodentia, Sciuridae.
CUGAAUUAGGGGAUGGGGGAGAGUUCAUGGGCAAGUCAGGCAUGGUUUGGAAUAAGCGUGCAACAGGAGUCCUUUGCCAGAGACUUCUCCAACCAUGGACAGCCCUAGUCUUCGGGAUCUUCAACAGCCUCUGCUGGCAGGCACAGCCUGUCAGCCCCCUGCCCGGGAGCCUGUCAGACCUGAGCUAGUGCCCCCAUCAAGAGAAACAGCCUUUGCAGAGUCCCUAAGAGGUUGGCAGUUCCCACCACCACCUCUUCCCUCUGUGAGUGGAGGCCUAGGAGAGCCAGGGCCCCCUGCCCUUGAGGAUACAUCAUCCAGUGACAGCGACUCAGACUGGGACGUGGGCAGCCCCCUCUCCCCCCUUCUGCCCGCUGACCACCUUGGCCUGGCAGUCUUCUCCAUGCUGUGCUGUUUCUGGCCCCUGGGCAUCGCUUCCUUCUGUCUGGCCCAGAAGACCAACAAGGCUUGGGCCGAGGGGGACGUCCAGGGAGCAGGGGCUGCCUCCCGCCGCGCCUUCCUGCUGGGGGUCCUCGCCAUCGGACUGGGCCUGUGCACAUAUGCAGCUGCACUGGUGACGCUGGCUGCCUAUCUUGCCUCUCGAGCCCCACCCUAGUUGCCCCCCACUGUGACCCCAGAGGCUGGUGGCCCAGUGCAUCUGUGGGCAGGACAUGGAGAUUCCUGGUGCUCAAAGUGGAGGCUGCAGCAUCCAGAAAGGGGAGUGAGCUGGAGACCCCCUCCCCUUCCUGGCCGCCUCUCACCAGGCAGCAGCAUGAGAAAUUAAACAAGACACCCUUGCAGCCAAA